GUUCUCUUCUCCGGAUGGCCCGGGACAAGCUCCGGUAUGUAUGCUCUUUGUCUCAUCGUCGUUUUCUUCCUCGCCGUAAUCGCCGAGUGGCUCGCCCAUUCUCGAAUCCUCCGUGGUGGUGACGCCACCAGCCGCGUUGCCGGUAUCGCUCAAACCGGCGUGUACACUCUCAAGACUGGCCUCUCCUAUAUCGUGAUGCUCGCUGUGAUGUCCUUUAAUGGCGGCGUUUUUAUUGUUGCUAUCGCCGGUUAUGCCGUGGGUUUCUUGCUCUUCGGAAGCACUGCUUUCAAAAAGCCCUCUCAUGACCAGAAAACCACUCUCCCGCCGUCCUCAGGCUGCGUUUGCUGA
This is a messenger RNA of Brassica oleracea var. oleracea, 348 nucleotides long. RefSeq names its product copper transporter 2-like. Gene Ontology annotation, cellular component: plasma membrane. The transcript has a single exon. Gene Ontology annotation, biological process: intracellular copper ion homeostasis; copper ion transmembrane transport. The record is from RefSeq and is a predicted model, not a curated record. The annotation marks the transcript as partial. NCBI's taxonomy places the organism in Eukaryota, Viridiplantae, Streptophyta, Magnoliopsida, Brassicales, Brassicaceae. Gene Ontology annotation, molecular function: copper ion transmembrane transporter activity.